AUGUCUCUGCUGGACGCUCCGCCGCCCUGGAGCUCCGGGCUCCGGUUUCUGACAGAGGCGGUGUCGGAGCAGCUGGUUCGAGUCGGGGAGGAGAUCCUGGGUCAGGUGGAGAAGCGGCGCAGGACCCUGGGGGGUUUCGGGGGUCCUCUGUUGGACCUGCUGAGGCUGGUUCUGACGGAGCGGCUCUCGGCGGCGGCGGAGCGGAUCGUGGAACUGCUGGAGCGGGAGGUGGAGGAGUACCAGCGGAGGCUGGAGCGGCAGGGCCGGCUGCUGGAGGCGGUUCUGAGUCCGGUGGUUCGACUGAUCCGAACAGGUGAGUCCCAGAAUGACACCGCCAUGUUGGACCAGAUCUGCGUGAACAUAGAUAUACAUAGAAAGGCUAGAUAGCUUACCUACGCUGUGUGAGCCAAUGGGUAUUGACGUCGUCACACGGCGGCCAUCUUACCUCGGGGCUGAUGGCCUACUGAUAACAUUAAUGUCUAUGGUGCAUGUACUGUUUCAAUGACCAUAUCCUGCUCAAAUUUCAACUGAUUUUCAAACGGAUUGGUUUGUUAUAAACGCCAGAGAUGCAUUUAUGUUUCUGAAUAUUUAUGGAUAAUUAUAACCAUGGACUUUCAUAUUAAAUCAAAAAAGUAUAUAGGAGAGCGAUACCUGCCAUAGCUGCACACAUAUACACACAGUGAAAUUAAAUUGUCAGUGUUUUUUUAUAUUAAACAUUUAAUAGUUGAAUAUUUUAUAUUUCUAUUUAAUACAUAUAUUUAAUAUAAAGGGGUGAGUUGACCCACAUGAUAUUUUAAACUUAAGCUUAAAACUUUAACAAAUAAUUAUUUUCUUUGGGUUAUUAUAAACAAUAUAAAACCAAUUAAAGUUUGUUUUUCAGAACCUUUUAAUAUUUGCAAUUAUUAAUAUAAUAUUGAAAACUUCUCUUGAAUGAGUGUAUUUAUCAAAAAUAAAAGAUCAUUCUGCUAAUUUGAGUAGCAAAGACCUAAUAAAAAUUAGAUAAAUUGUGAUUCAUGUUCAUUCAAUUUACCCCAAGGCUUUUGGUUCAUCUUGCCCCAUGGCCAUCGUUUUGAUAAAACCUAAUUAAUUUAAUGCUUCAGAAUGAUAUUUUGCUAAAUGAUUCACAUAGUUCUAUACAAUGAAUAUCACCACAUGCAUGAUGUAUAAGUUUAGACCUGGGUCCAUUUGCUUUAACAUAAAAAUAACUAUACCACAAAUUCCACGGCCUGUUGGAAAUGAUGUUUGUGUUCUUAUUUUAGGGUCACAUAACACUCAUGUCAACAACCAGCACAAUUACUAAACAAUUCAACAUUCACUCCAAACUAACAGUCACUCACAUGGUCGCAACAAAACCAACAUAUAUACAAGUGCACGGACAGUUUUAGCUACUGCCCCUUGAAAAGAAAAAGAAAUAUCCAAUAAUUAUUAUGUAAACAAAUGGUAGAAACAUUUCUAAAAGGUCAGGGUGAAAAUAACUUGUGUUGUACAAGUACAAAUUUAACUAAGUUAGUAACAUUUAUCCUAAAUAUGUCCCUCAAGUCAUUUCUUAUGAGUGAAAGGUGAUUCCACGGGCUCUUGUUUGGAUAGAACUGAGGUUAGUACAGGUAUGGUCCCAGCCGUAGUACUAGCCACCAAACAUCUUUUUAACUUUGACUGAUUUCUUUAGCAAAGAGACUAAACACAACUCACCUACUCUCUUUCAGCAGCUGCUUGUUUUUAGCGAGACCUCAGGCCAGUCCGUUACGGACUACAGCGGGGUGAUGCAGCCCAAGGAAGAACAUUUAUGAUCACGUUAAAGACUGACCUCAGAUGUCCGCUCGGCUUUCCAAAGCAGCUCCUCUGGACCCUCAGAGAUCAGAGGUCAGGGACUUAUCCAGACUGACCGUCUCUCUCAUGUUUAUUUCAGACUCGUCUGCUCUGAGGCUGUCCAGCCCUGAGAAUGAGCUCCCCGACCUCUCCACCGCCCUGCUAAGCUCGGCCUCCUCAGACAGCGACGCUGACUGGAAGGAGAGUGAGGACUUGUCCAGCAGAGCGGGGAUGAAUGAGUCAAAUACAAACUCGUCAAAUACAAACGAAUCAAAUACAAACGAGUCAAACCCAACAGACCCAAACAAGGACACAGGGCAGGGCUUUAGAAGUCGCAGACAGCAGGCGGCGCCAUCGGAGCGUCCAGGAGCUCAUCUGUGCGUCGUCUGCAGGAAACGAUUCCGGCACAAAGGAAACCUGCUGAAACACGCCGAGACUCACAGGGAUGGUCCUCAGUGUCUGUGCGGGGUCUGCGGGGGACACUUCAAGUCCUCAGACCAUCUGCUGGACCACCUCAGGUCUCAUAAGGACCUGGUCAGCAGUGGGGGGACCUGUCCAGUCUGCAGGAAGACCUUCCAGAACCUGGAGACCCACAUGAGGAGUCACACCGGAGAGAACCCGUACCACUGUGAGGUUUGCAGGAAGGACUUCCCCCGACCCGGGUCCCUCAGGAGACACAAGAAGAUCCACAUCAGGAGGACGGUCCAGGUCCAGGGAGGCAGGGAGGAGGGUCAAGAGGAGAAGGGAGGUCAGGGGUCAAAGACUGGCAGGAGUCCAGAUCCUGGACUGAAGUGGUCCCAGCUCUGCUGCAGGGUCUGUGGGGACCUCUUCCACAGCCGAGGGUUCCUGAGGAAACACGCCGAGACGCACCGCCACGACUCACAGAGCGUCUGCGGCGUAUGCGGGGAGCAGCUGGACUCACCUGAGUAUCUGCAGGCUCACCUGCAGUCCCACAGGGGGACCAGCGGGACCUGCAGUGUCUGCGGGAAGACCUUCCAGAACAUGGAGACCCACAUGAGGGUCCACACCGGAGAGAAACCGUACCUCUGCAACAUCUGCAACAAAGGCUUCCCCAGAACGGGGGCGCUGCAGCGCCACAGGAGGAUCCACCGCAGGGAGAGACCGUACGUCUGUCAAGUCUGUGGGACAACCUUCAAGGAGGGCAGCGCCUUAAAAACCCAUUGUAGGGCCCACCUCAGGGGGGCCCCGGACUCUGGAGGGCCCACUGAAGUGGACUCUCAGGACCCCAAACCUCUAUUAGAGAAGAAUCUGACCACCAGAGAUCACACCACGGCGCCUCAAACGCAGCACCGCUGCAAAGUCUGCGGCGAGACUUUCCAGAGUCAGGGAGGUCUGAGGAGACACUCCAAGAUCCACUCAGUGGAGUCCAAGUGUGGGAUCUGUGGACUCAGUUUGCUGCCCUCAGAGACCCUCACAGACCACCUGCAGGUCCACAGAGACGGCGCCAACAUCUGUCACAUCUGCGGGAAAACCUACCAGAACAUCGAGACCCACAUGCGGAUCCACACCGGGCUCAAACCGUACCGCUGCGGCAUCUGCGGUAAGUCCUUCCCCCGACCCAGCGCCCUGCGGCGCCACAGGAGGAUCCACAGCGGGGAGAGACCCUACAUCUGUGAGUUCUGUGGGAAGACCUUCAUUGAAAACGGCGCUCUGACAUCACACCUAAGGAAACACACGGGGGUCAAACCGGUCCACAGAGUCUCCUGUGAGACCUGCGGGAAGAGCCUGGCCUCAGUCCACGUCCUAGAGGUCCACAAGAGGAUCCACACAGGGGAGAGACCGUUCCCAUGCCGGGUCUGCGGGAAGUCUUUCAGGCAAGUGGGGGGUCUGAACGCGCACACGCUGACCCACACUGGAGAGAAACCCUUUAGCUGCUCCAUCUGCUCCAAGAGCUUCAGCACCAAAGGGUACCUGGAGACCCACAUCCGCUUCCACAGGAAGGAGAAGGCUUUCAGCUGCCCCCUGUGCCUGAAGGCCUUCGUGACCAAGAACGACCUGAAGAAACACCUGCUGACCCACAGCGGCGAGAAACCUUAUGGCUGCUCUGUCUGCGGGAAGACCUACCAGGAGAAACGCUCCCGAGAGGUCCACAUGAAGGUCCACCAGGACCACCUGACUAGCAGGGAACCAAUCAGAAGGCAGGACAGUCUGAGGACUCCAGACUUCAUCCAGCUGUAGAGACCAGACCAGGACUGUACUGGUUUACUUUAAGACCAGGACCGGACUGGUUUACAUUCAGACCAGGACUGGACUGGUUUACAUUCAGGACUGUACUGGUCUACAUUAGGGCCCGACCGAUAUGUUUUUUUGGGGACCGAUUGGGGGGGGGGUACGAUUCGGUUUUUACUUCGAAAAUGUUCCGCCAUUUGAAAAGUUCCCCGACUUACCCUGUAGAUGCCACAGCAACCUGCUAUCAGCCUUGCUACACUAUUCGCCGUGUCAGUAACGGUAGAAUAAACAACAGUACACAUUACGUGAUCGAGCUACUUCUCUUACUGAGGCAGCUGCAUGUCUCCAGAUGAGACCAGACCAGAAAUGAGUAACGCGAGUUAAGACGUGGAGGCACCGAUCGGCGGAGGGGAGGGGGGGUGUAGAAAACGCUUUUCUGGUCUGAUUUUGAUCAGUCAGCCUUCCUGUCGGCGUGAAAAGCAGUAGCCUACAGUAUAUCUACAGAAUAUAGUAUACUGUAGAUAUCUACAGUAGCCUUUAUAUAAAUAUAUUUUAUAACUUCAUAAAAAAAAUUUAAAAAUUGGCCGAUUAAUCGGUAAUCUGAUAUUUUUCCCCCCUAAUAAUCGGCAUCGGCCCCAAAAAAUCAGUCGGGCCCUAGUUUAUACACCCAAGUACACCUCUAUAUGUGCAUUUUUGAAACACAUCAAAACAUAACAAAAGUUUGCUGCUCCAUUUUACAUGUUGUCAUAAUCCAAUACUCGUGUUUUUUAAAAUAUUAGAUCAUUUUAUUCCACUUUAAGAAGCUAAUGAGUGGAGGGGAUGCAUUCUACGGCACAACACCGGUCUUCUGCUAACCAGCCAGAAUCAGAUAUGUGAAACAAUGAAUUACUUCUGUCUUCUGCUAACUUUGAAGCGGCAAACAGUUAUACUGUGUACUGUGGGUUAACUUGAAUAUCCAACUAACGUUAGCCCUCGUACUUUUUCAUCGACAAACGACCUGACAACAAAUAUAGAUAUUUAUAUACUGGUUGAAAAUGUGAGAAAUUCUAAGUAAAAUUCUUAAAAAGUUAAAAAAAUUAAAAAUUCAUGGAGAAAUUCAGAAAUUUCAUCCAAAAAGAAGAACUCUGGUUAGCACCCUCAUUUAUUUUUGUAUAUCCUGCCUUUUAAAAGAAUCGGGAUAGAGAAUCGAUAGAAAUCGGAAUUGAAAUGAGGAAUCUGGGCUGUAGACCAAAGAUCAAACCAGUUCAAUAAAAAAUGAAGAGGAUUGUGUUUCAUUUCCUGUCCCAGUUCAAUCACAGUGAUCAGUUCUAGUCUCUGCUGUUUGUUAGUGUGAUGCAGCAGUUUAGCCACUAGAUGGCACUGCUGGUGAAGCCAAACAGGAACCCUCUUAAUUUAAACAGGUUGGCAUAGUAACGCUGGACUGUAACUCAAGGAAGUGUUGGAAAGUGGUUUUAGAGAGGAUCACACACACAUACACACACCUGAGUCUGAGAACUCACACACACACACACACACACACACACACACACACACAUUGAGUCUGAGAACUCACACACACACACACGCACACACACACACACAUUGAGUCUGAGGAACACACACACCUGAGUCUGAGAACACCCACACACAUCUCACUUCCUGUCAGCCAAGACGGCGCACUGCGUUCAUGUGCAACAUUUACCAUCAGACAACAGAAAGUGUUGAGUGUUUUCAUAACGAGGGGGAGUGUGUGUGUGUGUGUGUGUGUGUGCAGUGACCAUUUCCAGGAAGAGGUACAGAGGGGGCAGCAGUGUGUGUGUGUGUGUGUCAGUAACUUAAGUGACUUCCUGGUCUACCGGGUGUAUCCUGUUAAAACACACUUAGAGGGUCGAGUGUGUGUUCAUUAACUUUAUUAACAACAGAACACACACACACACACGCUCUCACACACACAGCUGUAGCAGGCGGACACCUGAGACCAGGUACAGGACCCAGAGUCACAUGACCAAGACACACCAAAGGACAGGGUUUCAUACAACACACUCCUUACAAAAUGUGUGUGUGUGUGUGUGUGUGUGUGUGUGUGUGUGUGUGUGUGUGCGUGCGUGCGCGCACCACCAGGGGGCGUAAAUCAGAGCUGAACCAGAAGAGGGUCAGACCUUCAGGUGGACCCCCCCCCCCCCAAUCAAUACAAACUGAUAGAUGAUCAAUAAUCAGCUGGGGGGUAUUCCACGAAGCUGGCUUAGCUCAAAGCCUGGCUUAUUUCGGUUAGCUUGGCUAAUUUUAAUGAGAGUUCAGUUCCACAAACCAGGCUUAGGUCUAGCGUGGCUUGGUAACCAUGGUAACUCAGCCAGCGCGACAAGCCUGGUCCCAGGCAGGCUUACGGUCAAGCUAACCUUAGCUGCGUCUCAGAGAAGGUCCGACGGGCUUCCAGAAGACGCUUUGUGAGCCGUAUGUCACACAGUAAUUUCAUCUUCAUCUGUAAUAAAUGAUGCUCUUGUUUGGAAAAAUAAAUUUAGAGCUUUUACUACAAAAAAAUACUACACCAACCUCAAAGAGAAAGAGAAAUUCAGUAGCUGAGUGGGUAAAGAGAAAUGUCGGGUUGUGGGUUUGAUCCCGUCAGCGGUAAUUAUUUGGAAAUAUCUGAUUUUCUCUCUUUUAUUCUGUGACUCUCAAUUUACUGUCAACACAUAACAGAAAAAAGGCACAAACGAUCUCAUCCAAAACACUGAAGGCGACAACAGCAACAAUUUCCCAUUAAAAAAACCUUCCUUUCACCAGUGGUCCAUUCUGAUUAUGAUGAUGAUAAUGUAAAGGUGAUGGCAAAUGACGACAUGACUACUCUGUGUACAAGCUCAUUUGUGUCUUCUCCCUUAUUUAAAAGAAGGGCGCUGUGCCACCAUCAUCCCUAAUAAAAAAAAGACAUCUCCAGGUACAUGUUUUUCUUCACUUUUUGUCUAAGUUUGCCUACUUUGGUUUUAGGUCUUACCUGUAGCUGCUGUACUAAUCCAUUAUGGAUAUCUAUUUGUCAAAUCAAGAACAUGAAUUAUGCCUACAGUACAGUAGCGGUUCUUGGCCCGGGGCGGCAUUUGUGUCAUGACUCAUGGGGGGCGGCACGAGCACUUCCAAAAUAGAAAGAAAAAAGAUAAUUAUAAUAAUAAAUCUGCACUUCAAAGCGGUUUUGUAUUAACUCUUGUCAAAUUGGCGCCCCCUGCUGCUGUAGGCGCCCCUGCUUGCUGCUAAGGUGCUGCACAGAGGCUGACAGACUGUAUGAGUGAGCUGCACAUACAUGAGAUGAAAAGUUUUUUUAAAAAGUGUUUACAGUACAUGCGCAGAAGUGAGGAAUAAAAUUAGACAGCCAAGCAGGCUGACUGCAUCGAGACGUGUCUGUUGUAAAAUAUUUGUCGGCUGUAACUAACUAAUGUAAACGGUCCGCGAUACAGUGUUGUCCUUCUUUUAAAUUCUUCCCUUGUACUCUUCGUACAACUCCAUGAGGAGUGCUCGCUGAGAAAGACUCCGCUCUGCCCUUUUUUUUCCAUGAUCUCGUCAUUUCGACAAUCGAUACGUCGGGGCUUUCUUUGUAACGCGGAGGCGCGCAUAGCCGCGGCUUGGAUCAGCCUGGCUAGAAUAAGCGUCUCUGAAAAACAGCUGAGCCUCGUUAGUGGAACGAGUCGCAGCUAAGAUUAAAGUGGCCACUUAUUCAAGCCACGCUUACCGGCGAUAGCCCAGACUUAUUUAGCCAGCUUCGUGGAAUACCCCCCUGGUCUGAUCAAUCAAAGUGUUUUAUUUAGCUCUGUGUUUGUGUUUGUGUAUGUGUGUAAGUGUGUGUGUCUGUGUGUUUUAAAGUGUGUCUCUGUGUGUCUCAUCAGUUUAAUUGAAUCUCUUUCACGGACUCUCAAGAGACACGACUGCGCACGCGCGCGCACACACACACACACACACACACACACACACACACACCCUCCCUCCCUCCCAGUGUGUGUGCAUGGCAGUGCGUGCCUGCCGGUAGGUCGGUCAGAUUUAGACCCGGACUCAGAGGACUGCAGAGACCCGCACGAACCCCCUUGACUAACGAGAGACGGAUCCCGGUGCACGUGCGCGCGACCAGCAGGACUCCUUUUCCUGUUUGUGUGUGGAAACCUGCGCGCGCUCUAACCCGUCUCUUCUCUCUUUUUCUUCUUCUUCGUGGGCUCAUGGAGCUUCAGGAGGACUGAGGACCUGAACAGGUGAGUGCGUUUACCUUUACUUUGAUUGACACGUGUCUGAGAGGCUCCCAGGAUUCUGAUCAAUCAGCUGAUCAGGUUUACUCUGGUCUGAUUAAGUGACAGGAAUCUAUACGAUCACAGCACAGCACACGAUCAAUAAUCAGUAAUGUACAUUUAACAGCAUGAGAAUCAAGUUACUGACAAAAAAACGACAAACUGAUGAGAAAAAAGAGACAAAAACGGACUGUAAGGAAAAAACAUGAAAAAAAAGAGACUCUAGACUUUAGACAACAUAGAUCUGUAACAUGGAACUGUAUCAUAGAUCUGUAUCAUGAACACAGAUCUAUGUCACACAGAUCUGUGUGAUCUAGAUCUGUAAUAUAAGCAUAAACAUGUAACACGGAUGUAUAACAUAGAUCUGUAACAUGAAUAUAGAUCUGUGUUACAUAAAUCUUUAACAUAAACAGAUCUGUGUGACAUAGAUCUGUAACAUAGCUCUGUAUCAAAACACAGAUCUGUGUUACAUAGAUCUGUAACAUAAACACAGACCUGUAACAUAGAUCUGUAACAUAAACACAGAUCUCUGUUACAUAGCUCUUUAACAUAAACACAGACCUGUAACAUAGAUCUCUUACAUAGAUCUGUAACAUAAACACAGCUCUGUGUUACAUAGAUCUGUAUUACACUGAUCUGUAACGGAAACACAGAUCUGUAUUACACCGAUCUGUAACAGAAACACAUCUGUAUUACAUAGAUCUGUAACAGAAACAUAGUGGCCCUGCAGUGGAGCCUUGAGGAACUCCCUGCUAUUUCCCAUCAGUCCUUUUCAUGAACUCGGUACUCGCUCUGCAGUGAGAAAAUAAGAAACCAAAUCUCUGCAACUUUUGUGGUUUUUGUGAUGAAAACAGAUCAGAUUUUCUCACUGAACUGAACAGCUGAUUCCCCCGUCACAUAAAUCAAACUCUUCACAGCAAAUCAGUCAGACACAUAGACUGUUUAUACUGUGGACAACUUGGUUCCGCCUACCGCCUGUAUUUAGAUUUGAAGCCAAAUAGCUCUCGUUAUUUCCGUGAUUUUUCUUCAUUUCCUGAAACCAGCGCUGCGCAGUAGCAAUGCACGCAUUCGGCCGCGCAGUCGCAGAGAGUCGCUGUGAUGACGCUCGGCUCAAACAGAGUAUCCCCCAGGAGAGCUACGCAAUCCCUGAACGCCCAUAGGCUGUUUUAGCUGUCAAUCAUAGAAAACAUGAACCCCCUAAUAACUUUUAAAAACGGAGCUUCACAGAAAAAAGAGGACUUGAGCACAAACCAGUCUUACAAUAACUACAUGUCAACAUCACAAGCAGGGGGGAGAAAAAAUUAUGUUCUGUGUAAUAAAUUUCUAAAGUUUGUCCACAGCUCCAUAAGCUUUGCUGGCGGAGGCGGGAUUUAUAACCUAUACUGCAGCCCAUCAACAGAGGGUGCUGUUCUCGGAGUGGCUUUACCCAGCAAGGAGGCAGACUCUGUCCAUUCUAUAUACAGUCUAUGGUCAGACAUAAAUGCGUGACUGUGCCUUUAAUAAAAGUUUACACCAUCUUUGACAUAUUGGUGAAAAUCUGUGACUGGACCAAACAGUUGUUCAGAGAGCCAAUCAGCGAGCAGAAGCUUUUUUUAACACUGAUAAUUUUUUUUUCUUUUUCUUAAUUUGUGUUACCGUGGCGAUCAUGAUCAUACAGACAUGUUCGACCAUCAUGGUGAUGAAGCAUCUUCACUGUCCGCUCCAACGAGGAGGAAACUCGUUGAUGAAGCUGAAGAGUCUGAAGACCAAUGUUGAAGUUUGUUUGUUCAGAUGAUCCAUAAAGUGAUCCUGUUUACAGUCAGAGAGCAUCUAUGAUUUCUACGUCUAACCUUAGAGACCGAGAGACACAUCGCACCUGAGCUGUCCAACAGCUGCACCUGAAACUCAACCUGCAGGAAGUUUGUGAACCCUCACUUCCUGUGAUCGUGAUCGGACAGCUGAUGAUUGAAGCGGUUCUGAUUCGAGUUCUGAAUAUGUCUGUGAACACAGUUGACCAAAGAAGAGCAUCACAUCAGAACACAGAGGUGUUCCUAAUAGUAUGGCUCCACAGAUAGAUAGAUAGAUAGAUAGAUAGAUAGAUAGAUAGAUAGAUAGAUAGAUAGAUAGAUAGAGUGGUGGUUAGUUAAACAGCAUGGUCAGUUUCUUCGCUCUGCAGCUGUUUUAUAACUGCACUUAUAUAACACUGAGGGCUGCAGAGGAACAAUGACACACACAAACACAUGCUCAUGCACAUGCUCACAAAUACACACACACACACACACUAGAAAACAAGGACUCUGUAGACAUAGAAAGUUAAUCAUAGAAUAUCAGCAAGUUUUCAGUUUUGUGAUUCAAACUAAUUAAAUUAAAAUCAUUCAAAGAAAAUUUAACUUAAUCCACCACAUUUUUAAUGUUUGAGAUUGAAAUAAAAAAAUUUAAAAAAAUUAUUUAAGUUCAAUGUAAUUAUCGGGAGACAACAAAAAGUUUUUAUGUAGUCUAUAACAGUCUGAGUCCAUAACAGUCUAUGACAGUCUAUAACAGUCUAAGUCUAUAACAGUCUGAGUCUAUAACAGUCUAUAUAGGUCUAAAACAGUCUGAGUCUAUAAAGGUCUAUAACAGUCUAAGCCUAUGACAGGCUGAGUCUAUAACAGACUAUAACACUGAGUCUGUGACAGGUUGGGUCUAUAACAGUCUAUAACAGUUUAGGUCUAUAAAAGUCUAUAAUAGUCUGAGUCUAUAACAGUCAAUAACAGUCUGAGUCUAAACAGUCUAUAAUAGUCUGAGUCUAUAAGAGUCCUUAACAGUUUAAGUCUAUAACAGUCAAAAACAGUCUGAGUCUAUAACAGUUUGUAAAAGUCUAAGUCUAUAACAGUCUAUAUAUCUCAAUAACAGUCAGAGUCUAUAAAGGUCUGUAACAAUCUGAGUCUAUGAUAGGUUGAGUCUAAAACAGUCUGAGUCUGUAACAGUCUGCCACAGUCUGAGUCUAUAACAGUCUAUAUAAGUCUAUAACAGUCUGAGUCUAUAAGUGUCUAUAACAGUCUGAGUCUAGAACAUUCUUUAACAGUUUAGCUCUAUAACGGUCUAUAGUAGUCUAAUUCUAUAACACAAUAACAGCCUGAGUCUAUUACAGUCUAUAAGAGUCUCAGGCUAAAACAGUCUAUAUCUUUACCAGUCCGAGUCUAUAACAGUCUAUGAUAGUCUGUGACAGUCUUAGUCUAUAACAGUCCAUAACAGUGAGUCCAUAACAGUCUCUUAUAGUCUAAGUAAUAAUAGUAAUAAUAGUCUAUAACAGUCUAUAACAGUGUGAGUCUAUCACAGUCUAUAACAGUGUGAGUCUAAAACAGUCUAUAUCUUUACCAGUCUGAGUCUAUAACAGUCUAUGAUAGUCUGUGACAGUCUCAGUCUAUAACAGUCCAUAACAGUGAGUCUAUAACAGUCCAUAACAGUUUAGGUCUUUAACAGUCUAUAGUAGUCUGAGUCUUUAACAGUCUAUGAGAGUCUCAGUCUAUGACAGUCUGUAACAGUCUGAGUCUAUAACAGUCUAUAGUAGUCUAACUCUGCAACAGUCUGAGUCUAUAAGUCUGUAUAACUCUGUAACAAUAUGAGUCUAUAAAGGUCUAUAACAUCUGAGUCUAUGACAGGCUAAGUCUAUUACAGACUAUAACUGUUUAGGUCUAUAACAGUCAAUUAUAGUCUGAGUCUAUAACUGUCUAUAACAGUCUGAGCCUAUAACAGUCUAUAAACUGUAAGUCUAUAACAGUCGAAGUCUUUAACAGUCCAUAAAACUCUGAGUCUAUAACAGUCUAUAUAAGUCAAUUAAGUCUGAGUCUACGACAGUCAAUAACAGUCUGAGUCUAAAACAAUAUGAGUCUAUAAAGGUCUAUAACAUCUGAGUCUAUGACAGGCUAAGUCUAUUACAGACUAUAACUGUUUAGGUCUAUAACAGUCAAUUAUAGUCUGAGUCUAUAACUGUCUAUAACAGUCUGAGCCUAUAACAGUCUAUAAACUGUAAGUCUAUAACAGUCGAAGUCUUUAACAGUCCAUAAAACUCUGAGUCUAUAACAGUCUAUAUAAGUCAAUUAAGUCUGAGUCUACGACAGUCAAUAACAGUCUGAGUCUAAAACAGUCCAUAAAAGUCUGAGUCUAUAACUGUCUGAUUCUACAUCAGUCUAUAACAGUGUGAGUCUAUAACAGUCUGAGUCUAUAACAGUCUAUAACAGUCUGAGUCUACAAGUCUGAGUCUAUAACAGUCUAUAUACACUCACCGGCCACUUUAUUAGGUACACCAUGCUAGUAACGGGUUGGACCCCCUUUUGCCUUCAGAACUGCCUCAAUUCUUCGUGGCAUAGAUUCAACAAGGUGCUGGAAGCAUUCCUCAGAGAGCUUGGUCCAUAUUGACAUGAUGGCAUCACACAGUUGCCGCAGAUUUGUCGGCUGCACAUCCAUGAUGCGAAUCUCCCGUUCCACCACAUCCCAAAGAUGCUCUAUUGGAUUGAGAUCUGGUGACUGUGGAGGCCAUUUGAGUACAGUGAACUCAUUGUCAUGUUCAAGAAACCAGUCUGAGAUGAUUCCAGCUUUAUGACAUGGCGCAUUAUCCUGCUGAAAGUAGCCAUCAGAAGUUGGGUACAUUGUGGUCAUAAAGGGAUGGACAUGGUCAGCAACAAUACUCAGGUAGGCUGUGGCGUUGCAACGAUGCUCAAUUGGUACCAAGGGGCCCAAAGAGUGCCAAGAAAAUGUUCCCCACACCAUGACACCACCACCACCAGCCUGAACCGUUGAUACAAGGCAGGAUGGAUCCAUGCUUUCAUGUUGUUGACGCCAAAUUCUGACCCUACCAUCCGAAUGUUGCAGCAGAAAUCGAGACUCAUCAGACCAGGCAACGUUUUUCCAAUCUUCUAUUGUCCAAUUUCGAUGAGCUUGUGCAAAUUGUAGCCUCAGUUUCCUGUUCUUAGCUGAAAGGAGUGGCACCCAGUGUGGUCUUCUGCUGCUGUAGCCCAUCUGCCUCAAAGUUCGACGUACUGUGCGUUCAGAGAUGCUCUUCUGCCUACCUUGGUUGUAACGGGUGGUUAUUUGAGUCACUGUUGCCUUUCUAUCAGCUCGAACCAGUCUGGCCAUUCUCCUCUGACCUCUGGCAUCAACAAGGCAUUUCCGCCCACAGAACUGCCGCUCACUGGAUAUUUUUUCUCUUUUCGGACCAUUCUCUGUAAACCCUAGAGAUGGUUGUGCGUGAAAAUCCCAGUAGAUCAGCAGUUUCUGAAAUACUCAGACCAGCCCUUCUGGCACCAACAACCAUGCCACGUUCAAAGUCACUCAAAUCACCUUUCUUCCCCAUACUGAUGCUCGGUUUGAACUGCAGGAGAUUGUCUUGACCAUGUCUACAUGCCUAAAUGCACUAAGUUGCCGCCAUGUGAUUGGCUGAUUAGAAAUUAAGUGUUAACGAGCAGUUGGACAGGUAUACCUAAUAAAGUGGCCGGUGAGUGUAUAUCAUUUUAAGUCUGAGUCUGUAACAGUCUAUAACAGUCUGAGUCUAUAUCAGUCUUAGUCUGAGUCUUACCUCUAAUUUGAACCUGUAUUUUUGUUUUAACUCUUUAGUUUAGAUUUUAACAGAUAUCCUCUCUCCGACUCUGUCUGGUGGAUUAUAUUUAAGUAGACUAUCCUGAUAAUCGUUGAUGAAUAACAGGUCAUUAAGAGUUCUCUGAGAUAUGAUGAUUCCAGACCAUGAAGAGCUUGUAUGUCAGAAGAUCAGAAGAUCUCUAUGGUUUCUCAGGUUUUAUGGAAAGAUCAGAUUUAUUUCUGUUUGGUAGAAAGGGAUUUACUUUAGGGUCAUAACUCAAAUUUAGUCACUUUAUAAUGUUUGAUAACAGGUCACUCAUUCACUAACAUCAGGAGUUAGUUCCUCCUCUGUCACCAAGGUAACAGCCUGCUGCUCUGUGUGUGUGUGUGUGUGUGUGUGUGUGUGUGUGUGUGUGUGUGUGUGUGUGUGUGUGUGUGUGUGUGUGUGUGUGUGUGCGCUGCGCUAUUCUAAACAGAACAUCUGAAAGUCUAUGAACAUUAGAGUCUUUAAAAUCUAAUUAUCAACAUGUCAUGAAACACACCUGCAGGUGUUUGUGUGUGUGUGUGUGUGUGUGUGUGUGUGUGUGUGUGUGUGUGUGUUUAUGUGAUAAUGUAAUCCAAUCAUCAAUGAGGGGACUGGGAGUACUGGUGUUUAAAUGGUGGGCGUCUGCAGCCUGGAGGGAACAUGAAUAAGAAUAAUAUUGAUGUAAAUAGGCGGAUUGUUCCUUUAAUGAGGAUCACAGCCCAGCUGUGGUUCUGGUGAGUCCAGACAUCAGAGUUUCUUCAGGACCUCAUCCUGGAUCUGCUCGAUUUCAUCACUUUGUGAGAUAUGACAUCAGCCUCUGCCAUCCAAUCAGGACAAAGCUUAAGGACACGCCGACUAGGCUGUUCCUCACCCAUAAAGUCCAUCCCCUGCUGAUUCUCCUCCUCCUCCUCCUCAGUCUCUAAAGUCUCUCUUAGUCUCCUUCUGGUCUUGAAGGACAGUCUCAGCUGUUUCCACAUUUGGACGUUUUCAGGACGCCAUCAUAGCUGUUAGCGCUCACCACUUCACUGAGGAAAGCAAGACCAGAACCAGCUGUAUUAGAGUGUUAGCUGAUACUGGAAUCUGGAUCCGUUCAGACCUUCAUAAAGUGGAAACAGUGUUAGAUCAGCUGAUCAUGGAGCUGCAGCUGUGUAAUAGAUGGAUAGAUAGAUAUACUUUAUUGAUCCCAAACUGGGAAAUUCUUAAAUUGUUGCACCUUAAAUUGUUUGUUUGUUUAUCAUCCCAUCUGUAUAUUUCGCAUUUCAUAUUUAUUACUCAUUUCAUAUUUAUUAUUCAUUUCAAUGGCCCACUUUUUUCAUAUCUCACUUUUUUCUCUUUCUCACUUUAUCUCUAUAUUUAUUUAUUGUAUACAUUUAGUAUAUUAAGUCUGCAUUGUACAUACUUCUUUUAUUUAAUUUUAUUUUAUUUUGAGUUUUUAUUGCUGCUGUAACAUGAGAAUUUCCCAGUUUAAGAUCAAUAAAGUAAAAAGUAACACCCCCCACUGUGUCGGAGUCAUUAGAGCGGCUAAUCAUGCGUAGCUCAUCCAAAGGUCUGUCAGACUGACAGGUAUGUGUUCAUGAAAGUUCCAGAUGUUUCUGUGUAACCUUUACACGUGUGUUUGUUUCCCCCCAGCUUGUCUGACAGGCUAUUAGGCUCUUCCCCCUCACCAUGUGGUCUGUGAGGCCCCACCCCCUGCUCCUGCUCUUUAUCCUCGUCAAAUCAGUUGGCUCCUCCCUCUCAGCUGACAAUGACACAGAGGUUCUUCAGGAGGUGAUCCUGGCCGCCAUCUUACCUCUGACCAACACUGAUUACGCGUGGGCGUGGCCUCGUGUGGCGCCAGCUCUCCAGCGAGCGGUGCAGCAGGUGAACUCUGACCCCUGGUUGCUGCCAGGUCUGAGGCUGCAGCUGGUCCACCGGAGCUCUGAGAACCGUGAUGGCUUCUGCUCCGACUCCAUGGCGCCACUGGUUGCCGUUGACCUGGAGAUGGCCCAUGAACCCUGGGCCUUCAUUGGACCGGGCUGUGACUACUCUUCCUCGCCAGUUGCACGCUUCACCACCCACUGGCAGGUCCCCAUGGUGACGGCAGGUGCCCGAGCUGUAGGCUUCGAGCAGUACACCGCUGUCACCAACGUAGGCCCCACCCACAAGAAGUUGGGCGAGCUGGGCCUGAGGAUCCAGGAGACCUUUGGCUGGAGGCAGCACGCCAUGCUUAUCUUUAGUGACAACAAGGACGCCAACGACGACCGUCCGUGUUACUUCGCUGUGGAGGGGCUGUACACGCUGCUGGGAAAACACAACAUCAGCAUCCGCGACCACGUGAUGGAGGCCGACUUCAGCUACCGACAGGUGGUGCAGGAAGUCCGUGACCACGGCAGAGGUCAGAGUCCAACCAUCCAUGACUUCCUGUCCCAUCAUCCUUCAUCUCCUCUGCUCCCUUCUUUACUUCCUCUUUUCACUGUGCAUCCUUAUUUCCUUCCUUCUUUCCCUCAACUGCUUUCUUCAUCCACCAGCCCGGUCUUUUCCUUCCUCCUUUCCUUCCUUCCUUCCUUUCCCCCUUUCCUACUUCCUCCUCUCCUUCCUUCCUUCUGUCACUCAUGUGAAAGUGUCGGCACAUUAGUCUUCAUCCUGAAGCUCUUCUGUUUCUUCAGUCAAGAAUGAAAUUAAAGAUGCAGCCUGUCGGUGGGUUUAAUUAAACACCUGUUCUCAGGGGAUGCAGUCUGAACAGUCUCUCAGGUGUCAGUGGAAACCUGUCUUAAUGGUCUUCCAAUAAGCCACACCCACCCAGGUUUGACCCGGCUUCCCUGAUUGGUCACUUGGAGUCUUUUGGUGUCUGUUUCCUGUGAAUAAUAAAAACUGUAAGCUGCUGGUGGACACAGGCCCUCCCUCUGCCUGUUUAUCCCCCUAUCCUUCUUCUUCUUCCUCUCUCCGUCUGCUGUUUCCUCUAUAAAUGAGGGUUAAUUAUUGUUUGACUUUGAGCUGCAGAAGUUACUGAAUGCUCAGAAAGUUUGUGUGUGUGUGUGUGUGUGUGUGUGUGUGUGUGUGUGUGUGUGUGUGUGUGUGUGUGUGUGUGUGUGUGUGUGUGUGUAUAAAAACAGAAACAUGUGAAACUCUUAUUUUCACAUGUGAAUGGGUCAGAGAGCAGCUGGGAUGGGUGGUUGGGGGUUUGUCGAAUUAAAGGAUCGUUGUUAUCAUAAUUCUCAGGCUAAAUUCAUAAGGGGGGUGCGGUGGGGGGGUAGUUUUUAAUAUUAUCAUAGUGGAGGAGGAUAUUUGACUAUGACUCUCAUAUUUAUAUUAAACUCCACUUAGACAGUAAAGUAACUUAACUCCCAAAGGACACUGAAUGCAUGUACAAAUGUAUUUAGAUAAAGAGGGACUUUAUGACGAGCAAAGUACAAACACUGUGAGUCCAUCCUUCAGAGAGGAACCGUAACACCAAACCCAUGAUUCCGGGGUCAUUAAAGGUUAGGGUGAUGAUAAUAGUGAUGAUCAUGUUGAUAACAAGGAUGAUAAUAGUAAUGACGAUGAUGAUGGUGACAAAAAUGAUGAUGAUAAUGGUGUUGAUAAUGAUAAUGAUGAUGAUGGUGAUAAUCAUGAUGGUGAUGAUGAUGAUAAUGGUGAUAAAAAUGAUAAUGGUGAUGAUGAUAACAAUGUUGAUGAUGAUGAUGAUGAUGGUGAUGAUAAUGUGUAUGGUGAUGAUGAUGAUGAUGAUGAUGAUGAUGAUGAUGAUGAUGAUGAUGGUGAUGAUAAUGGGUAUGGUGAUGAUGAUGAUGAUGAUGAUGAUGAUGAUGAUGAUGGUGAUGAUAAUGGGUAUGGUGAUGAUGAUGAUGGUGAUGAUAAUGGGUAUGGUGAUGAUGAAAAUGACGAUGAUGGUGAUGAUAAUGGGUAUGGUGAUGAAAAUGAUGAUGAUUGUGAUGAUAAUGGUAUGGUGAUGAUGAUGAUGAUGAUGAUGAUGAUGGUAUUGAUAAUGGGUAUGGUGAUGAAAAUGAUGAUGAUUGUGAUGAUAAUGGUAUGGUGAUGAUGAUGAUAAUGACGAUGAUGAUGAUGGUAUAAUGCUAAUGAUAAUGACGACGAUGAUGAUGACAAUGAUGAUGAUGAUAAUGUGGUGAUGAUGGUGAUGAUGAUGAUGAUGAUGGUAAUUUCAUUGAUGAUUAUGAUGUUGGUGGUGAUGAUUAUGAUGAUGGUGAUGAUGAUCAUAAUGAUGAUGAUAUUGAUGAUGAUGAUGGUGGUCAUUAUGAUUAUCAAGCUCUCAUGUUCUCAUCAGAGUCAGCUGGUUAAGUGGGAUGAUUAUUGCCAUGGCUACAGACAAGCGGUGUGAUGAUGUCAUCACAAACGAACUGAUAACAGGUGGUAACCGGACCUGGCUUCACUUAGACUGUGUGUGUUUGUGUGUGUGUGUGUGUGUGUGUGUGUGUGUGUGUGUGUGUUUUCUUCUUCAGUGGUGUAUCUGUGCUGUCCCCCUGACGUCCUCAGGACACUGAUGGUCCACUUCUGGAGGGAGGGGGUGGAGCUCGGGGACUACGUCUUUUUCUUUAUCGACCUGUUUGGUGAAAGUCUGGGGGGGCGGAGCCAGGUCAGGCCAUGGUUAAGAGGAGACCAGGACGACUAUGCCGCACGCCACGCAUUCAGGGUGAGAUGUUCAUCACAGACCAGAGCAGGGACCUGUUUUUUCUGUCUGAACAGAUGUUAGGAAGUACCUAACCGAUUCUGCCCCCUGUCUGUCUGUCCCUGUCUGACUCUGUCUGUCCCUGUUUGUCUCUGUCUCUGUCUGUCCCUGUCUGUUCCUGUCUGUCCCUGUCUGACUCUGUCUGUCCCUGUUUGUCUCUGUCUCUGUCUGUCCCUGUCUGUCCCCGUCUGCCUCUGUCUGUCCCUGUCUGUUCCUGUCUGUCUCUGUUCCUCUUCUUCUCUGUCUGUCCCUGUCUGUCUCUGUUUGUCCCUGUUUGUCUCUGUCUGUCCCCAUCUGUCUCUGUCUCUGUCUGUCCCUGUCUGUCCCCGUCUGCCUCUGUCUGUCCCUGUCUGUUCCCGUCUGUCUCUGUUCCUCUGUCUGUCUCUGUCUGUCCCUGUCUGUCUCUGUCUGUCCCCGUCUGUCUCUGUCUGUCCUUGUCUGCCCCUGUCUGUUCCCGUCUGUCUCUGUUCCUCUCCUUCUCUGUCUGUCCCUACCUGUCUCUGUCUGUCCCCGUCUGUCUGUCUCUGUUCCUCUUCUUCUCUGUCUGUCCCUGUCUGUCUCUGUUUGUCCCUGUUUGUCUCUGUCUGUCCCCAUCUGUCUCUGUCUCUGUCUGUCCCUGUCUGUCCCCGUCUGCCUCUGUCUGUCCCUGUCUGUUCCCGUCUGUCUCUGUUCCUCUGUCUGUCUCUGUCUGUCCUUGUCUGCCCCUGUCUGUUCCCGUCUGUCUCUGUUCCUCUCCUUCUCUGUCUGUCCCUACCUGUCUCUGUCUGUCCCCGUCUGUCUCUGUCUGUCCUUGUCUGCCCCUGUCUGUUCCCGUCUGUCUCUGUUCCUCUCCUUCUCUGUCUGUCCCUACCUGUCUCUGUCUGUCCCCGUCUGUCUGUCUCUGUCCGUGUCUGUCCCUGUCUGUCCCUUGUCUCUCCCUGUCCCCGUCUGUCUCUGUUCCUGUCUGUCCAUUGUUGUCCCUGUUUAUCUCUAUCUGUCUCUGUCUGUCCCCGUCCUUCUCCAUCUGUCCCUGUCUGUCUCUGUCUCAGAGUGUGAAGGUGUUGACCUACCUGGAGCCCCAGAACCCGGAGUAUCUUCAGUUCUUGGUCACUUUGAAGGACGAUGCUCAGAGGAUGUUUAACUUCAGCAUUGGAGACUCUCUGGUACUGAGCAUGCUCAGUGUGACAUUAUCAUGAAGAUAAUGUAAAGAACAAGUCCAGUUUUAAUGACCCAAGAACAUGUCCGUCUCUGUGUCUCUCUGUGUCCCCGUCAGUAUAACCUGAUCGCCGCAGGUUUCCAUGACGGCGUGCGGCUCUACUCUCAGGCUCUUCAUGAGACAUUGAGCGAUCAGAGACCAGGACCAGGACGGGUCCGGAGGCCCAGUGCGGACACGGUGACAAAGAGGAUGUGGAACAGAACUUUUCCAGGUGAGGACAGAUUUCUGCUCCCAUGUUUGUCUGAUUUAGGGCUUGUUGUUUUCAGCCAAUCCGAGAGCAGAUCAGGGCGGCAGUAAUAGUCACUGUGGGGUUUCUGUCCUGGUCUGCGGUCAGAGUCCCACAUUUCCUGUUUUCAUGUUCCCAGCUAACACGCUAACAGGCUAACUCUCUGAAGACACUCUGCGUGUGUGUGUGUGUGUGUGUGUGUGUGUGUGUGUGUGUGUGUGUGUGCUCCUCUUUCCCUCUGCUCCAUCUGUCAAUCAUUUAACCCCGCCCACUCUCUAAUGAGCCUUGACCAACGAAUCAGGAGUCUCCCAGCUCUGUGAGAUCGCCACGGGAACAGCUGUGUCCUCUGAAUGUAUUUAUUAUCUCUCUGGGAUUGUCCAUCAUUACACACACACACACACACACACACACACACACACACACACACACACACACACACACACACACACACACACAUUAAGUGUGAUAGUUUUUCAGAAUAAAAGCCUCAGGUUAUACACAGCAGACUAUCUGCUCUCGUCGUCGUCUCUGUGUGACUCUGACUGUCUCUGGGGAUUAUCACUCUCUCAUUCGUCUACUGUCCACACUCACCUGUCCAACUCUGUCUCACCUUAACAACACCUCAUUUGUUUUCUCAUAGACAUCAAGGUUUAGUCAUGACAUGAGGAUAAAACAGAGACUGUUUCAGCAUGAGAACAUGUGGACAAACCUGAGAUAGUGUAAAAAAAAAAAACUUAUGUACCCUGAGAUAGUCUGAGACAAUCUGAGAUAAUCUGAAGUAAAAUUAGAUAAUGUAAAUGACCUGAGAUAAUCUGAGAUAACCUGAGAUUACCUGAGUUAAUGUAAAAAAAACUGAUGUACCCUAACAUAAUCUGAGAUGAUCUGAGAUAACCAGUGAUAAUCUGAGAUAAUAUAAGGUUCGUCUUAGACCCAGUCAUGUGACUAACCUGUUUGACAUUUCCCUCAUUAGUUGUAGAUGUUCCUGCAGAUGUUUGUGUAGCAUCAGAACUUUGGACCUGUUUGGUUUUUCCUCCAUUUUUCAUAUUUUUGUUGUAAUUUUGUUGGCUGCUGAUGGAUACUUCUGCUGGGCAAAGAGUUUAAUCAAGAGAAGAGCUCCUUUCAUUGAGGAAAAGCAAAUCUGGACAACAACAUACAAUUCCAGAGGACAUCAGGAGGUGUUAUUGUGGUUGCCGUGCUGGUGCAAAGGUGAAGGCAAAGCUGAAUGCUAGGAGGUGGCGAUAUAAACCCUUCUUCCAUCAAUCACCAUGGGAAACGUCAACUCUCUGCCCAACUAAAGCGAUGAGCUGGAGAUCUUGGUGAAGACUGAGAAAGCAUACCGUGAGUGCAGUUUCCUGUGUUUUACUGAAACCUGGUUGAGUCAAAACAACUCAGACUCCAGUGUGGAUCUAUCUGGCUUCACUCUCAUAAGGUCAGACAGAGAUGCUCAAGCUAGUGGCAAGAAGAAAGGAGGAGGUCUGGCUUUAUUUGUCAACCAGAGAUGGUGUAACCCUUCACACAUAACUGUCCAAGAGAAGUUGUGUUGUCCAGAUAUUGAACUGUUGGCAGUUGCUCUUCGGCCAUAUUACGUUCCCAGAGAAUUCAGUCAUAUCAUAACAGUAGUUGUUUUCAUUCCACCCAAAUCAACUGAGGAAUGUUGCGAUGUUUUGCAAAAUAGUGUUGCCAGGCUAAAGACUCAACACCCGGAGGCACUAAUAAUAAUAUCAGGAUACUUCAACCAUGUCGCCCUCUCCUCUCACCUGACUGGAUUCACACAGUUUGGGAACUGUCCUACCAGAGAAAACAAAACCCUGGAUCUGCUGUAUGCCAACGUCAAAGAAGCCUACAGAGCCACUGCCUUACCACCACUGGGCAAGUCAGAUCAUAACUUGGUCUAUCUGCAAACCUGUUACAGCCUGUGACCAAAGUCAAAAUCAGAAGAUGGACACCUCAAGCCAGUGAAGCUCUAAGGGACUGUUUUAGAUCAACAGACUGGAAUGUGCUGCUGGAAACAGAUGUGGAUAGCAUGAACAUUGACAAACAGGUUGACUGCUUUACUGAUUAUGUCAACUUCUGUAGAGACACAGUUAUACCCACAAAAACUGUUCACUGUUUCCCCAACAACAAACCCUGGAUCACAAGAGACAUAAAAGCAAUCCUUAACCAGAAAAAGAAAGCUUCUAAAGAUGGUGACAAAGAACAACUCAAACAAGUGCAACAAGAUUUGAAGAGGAGACUGAAGAUGGCAAAGCUGGAGUACAAAAAGAAGGUAGAGAAGAAUCUACAACAUCUGUGAAGUGUGGAGAGGAAUCAGUACCAUCUCUGGACACAGCAAUAAAACGAAAAGACAGCCAGUGGUGGGUGAGGUGAAAAGAGCUGAUGAACUCAACCUGUUCUUCAACAGAUUUGACACUGCUGUCACACCCACUCCCACUGCUACUUCACCUUCUUCUCCACAACAAAUCUCCUCUACAACUUCUCCCUUUCCUCCUCCAUCUCAUUCAAAUGUCUCAACCACUUCAACUGCCUCCCUCCUAGAGCACCAGUCCUUGUCUGUCACUGAAACAGGGGUGAGGAAGGAGCUUGGAAGACUUUGUCCUGGGAAGGCAGCUGGUCCAGAUGGUGUGUGUCCAAGGCUGCUUAGAGACUGUGCUGCAGAACUGUGUCAACCUCUCCACAAGAUCUUCAACCUGAGUCUACAGCUGGGGUGGGUACCUGCUCUGUGGAAGAUCCUGCAUUGUGCCAGUACCAAAAACAAAAUGUCCUGCUGAACUGAAUGACUACAGACCAGUGGCCCUCACUUCACAUAUCAUGAAAACCCUGAAGCAGCUGAUUCUACGCCUUCUGAGGUCUGAGGUCAAAGACAAACUGGAUUCCCUGCAGUUUGCAUACAAAGAACACAUUGGGGUGGAUGAUGCUGUCCUCUACAUGCUUCACCGUGCCCUGUCUCAUCUGGAGGAACCUGGGGUUUAUGUGAGGAUCAUGUUCUUCGACUUUUCAAGUGCAUUUAACACCAUCCAACCUACCAUACUCAAAGACCAGCUCACAGAGAUGGGAGUGGAUCCUUCCUGUGUUUCCUGGAUCACAGAUUACCUUACAGGAAGGCCACAGUUUGUCAGGCUGGGGAACUGUGUUUCUGGGACAUUAAUGAGCAGUACAGGGGGUUCCACAAGGGACAGUGCUGGCGCCAUUCCUGUUCACACUGUACACGUCAGACUUCAAAUACAGCACUGAGUCCUGCCACAUCCAGAAAUACUCAGAUGACACCGCUAUUGUGGCAUGUAUCAGAAAUGGACAAGAAGCUGAAUACAGAGAGGAGCCUUCAGUGACUGGAGUCACAAAAACUGCCUCCUCCUCAACACCUCAAAGACAAAGGAGAUGGUCAUAGACUUCCGUAGAUCCAAACCCCCUCUUCAGCCAGUGAACACCUGUGGAGUGGACACUGAAGUGGUGACAUCAUAUAAAUACCUAGGUGUACAUCUGGAUAAUAAGUUGGAUUGGUCUAAGAAUGUAGACUACAUCUGAAGAAAGGGGCAGAGCCGCCUCUUUUGCCUGAGAAGAGUCCAAUCAAUAGACAUCUGUAGUAAGACAGAUGUUUUAUCAGUCUGUGGUGUCUACAGUGUUCUGUUCUACGCUGCAGUCUGCUGGGGAGGAAGCAUCAAACAUAAAGAUGCAAGAUGUCUUAACAAACUGGUGAAAAAGGCUGGCUCUGUGGUAGGACUCAAGCUGGACUCAGUGGAGGAUGUUGUGGAGAGAUCUACACUGAGGAAGGUGGAGACUAUUCUAAAGAACAUGGAUCACCCACUUCACAACACCUUGAUGGACCAGAGGGCAAAUGGUGGUGGACGGCUCCUCUCUCUUCGCUGCAGGACAGAAAGAUUUAGAAGAUCUUUUGUACCAACAGCCAUCAGGCUUUAUAACUCUUAUGUAAAUAAUAGAUAACUUUUAUAGACAUAUUAUGUGAGACAACAGACAAUUGAAUUUCCCUUCGGGGAUCAAUAAAGUUCUUCUUAUUCUUAUCAGAACUUUUCGGUUCGGUAGGUUCUGUGUGUCUGCAUGAAGGUUCUGUGUGGCUCUAAAGACAGUGUAGAGAGCUUUUGUAUCUCAGAUUAGGGAACUGGUCAGUAGGUCAGAUGGGUGUCCUGAAGCUGAUUCUGGUUCUGGUCUUCGUAGAGACCCAGAGAGUGUCUUCAGAGUCAGGCAGAAACCCACUCUCUGGUUUCUCUGGUUUCUCUGGUUUCUCUCUGCAUUGUUCCAAACAGGAAGAGACAGACAGGAAGUCAUCACUCAGCUGUCUCCCUGCUGCUCCAGGAAAAGCCUGUGGACACGUGACCAGAGACAGUCCUCAGAGCGUCCUCCCUGUCCGUUAGAGUUUACAGAAACAAUCCUCCAAUCAGAGGCUCAGUUUUCUGGUCCAUAAAAAUGUCCGUCAGCUGCUGCUGUUGUUGUUUUAAACUCUCAGACUGAACUCUGAGGACAAACACUAAGGGACAGACUGAAGCUGUCAAACUGUGAGAGACGGAUCAGCCAGAGUCCACAAACACACAGACAGGGGGUCAGAGGGGUCUGGAGGGUUUGGAGGGUCCAGACAGAACAUUCCUGUCCUCCUCUAGUUGGAGAAGUUGAUCCACAAACUUUGAACAAUUCGAGAGCAGAAUUAAAGAUUUAAAGAUGAGAAGUCAGGAGAAACGCAAAAUUACCCAAACACGUAUGAAAAUAUGUUUGUGCAGAAUUUUGAAACGAAUCUCUUCUCGUACUUGGAGCUGAGUCAAGCCAACAGACUGCCGGCCUCUAAUUGGCCAGGGAGUGAUGUCACUGGAUGAGUCAUGACAGUAGCGACUAAGUUUGUACGAUCUCUGUGAGAGUCCAGCAGGUCAAAAAACGGGAGAACAACUGCGUGUUUUUUUAACUUUUUCACCCUGACAGAAAACAGCAGGUGGACCACCAGGACCUCCACUGUUGUCUUCCUGUUGCACACUAAUGAUGUCAUUGCUAUGACGACCCAACCCUCGUUAAGGUGGGACUUACCUGUAACUACUGUAGGGCCCGACUAAUUUAUCGGUGAGCCGAUUAAAUCAAUCGGCCCGUUUGAGACUAAUCGGUACUUGGCCAAAACUUGCAGAUUUUCGUCGAUAUUUUCAGAAAUAAAAUGCGGAGAGUAAGAUUCGGUUUCACUUCAAAAAUAUUCCACCAUUUGAAAAGUUACCUCACUUAUCCUGUAGAUGGCGCAGCGACCUCAUGACAAUCUUCAUCCACUAACUACCUCACAGCACAGCAGAGUGACGGAUCUGAAGCAGACAGCUCAGGGACGCACAGAGGGGAGUGGUCCACCUCAGCGCUAAAUAAACCAGUUUGUGAAAUACAAAAUAAGUCAACAAGUUUCAGUUCAACCCACUUCACGAUGUUCCCCGCUGUGCUGGUCUCGGUCACACCGAGUUAACGGUGAAGCACCAGGUAAAAUGAAGCUAAAGUUAGAGUUUUUCUGGUCUGGUUUGAUCAGUCGGUCUUCCUGUCGGCGUGAAGAGCAGUAGCCUACAGUGUAUCUACAGUAUAUUACUGUAGAUAUCUACAGUAUAUAUGUACUUUUUAUAACUCCAUAAAAUUUUUUAAAAAUCAGCCGAUUAAUUGGUAAUCAGAUUUCCCCCCCCCCUAAUAAUCGGUAUCGGCAUCAGCCCCAAAAAAAUCCAUAUCGGUCGGGUCCUACUAACCAGAAAACAUGACCAAAAAAAGGUCAAGUUAAAACUGUGAAAUGGAAAAAAAGUCCCCAUAACAGAAAGACAAACCAGACCGAGCUGAGACACAGAGGACCAGGGUGUCUCGGUGACAGGAUCAUAAAAAACUCCUCCUCCUCCUCCUGGUGUGUGUGUGUGUGUGUAGGUGUGUGGUCAAGGUGAGGGUAGAGACACAGCCACAGGAAGUGACACGCCUCAGUGUGACACAGCUGGAGACAACGAACUAAUGAGAUUAUGUGUGUGUGUGUGUGUGUGUGUGUGUGUGUGUGUGUGUGUGUGUGUGUGUGUGUGUGUGUGUCACAAACAUAAACACGUCAGGAAACAGCAGCAGGUGAUAAAUAAUAAUAAUAAUAAUAACCAACCCCCCCCCCACACACACACACACACACACACACACACACACACUCAUCAGAUUGUUCACAGUAACAGGACUGUGACCUCACAGCUGUCUGGCUCUGUGAUUGGUCAGCAGCUUCACCUUUAUUGUUGUGUUUCCUUCUGCAGUAUACUGAUGUCAUCACCCUGAAAUUAGCAAGGUCAAAGGUCACAGCAAAGUGAUGAGUCAGCAACAAAAUCAGACCACAAGAAGAGACAUAAAACCAGGAGGUCUACAGGGACAGGUUUUAGUUCAGGGAGGAUUAUCGACGAUAAAAUGGGUAAAGAACUGUUGACUGUAGACCACUAAAGACCAAGGAAGACUUCAAUGAAGACACCACGGAUGAGGAGAUGCUGAUUCUAGAAGUCUAGAAGUAGAUUUCCUCCUCUGGAAGGACACAAUCUACUGCUUAUAUGUCUAUGUGUCUGUCUUUAGAGAGACGACUCGUUAUCACGUGAUUGAAUGUGAAUCCGCGUGUUCUUGUGAGUUGUCGUGAUUACCGUUGUCCGUAAUCCGCCAUGAAAUUCGCCUCACAAACAGAUCUGGUAGGAAUUGGCGGAUAGCAAAAAUCGCCGCCAUUCUGGAUGCGGUGGAAAUAUGGGGUAAGACCACGAAAGGCCUCCAAGGAUGUUUGAAGCCUUUUAAAGACCUGGAUGGAGGGUCCAGGAGAGAACUAUCUGUUGUUUCAGAGACAAAAACAAGAAGAGAGGACAGACACACACACACACAAACACACACACACACAGAAGGGUUAUAUUAGAUUGGGCUGCUGUUAGCAUUUAACACACUCUCUGACACACACCACACUCAAACUGACAAUUACACACACUUACACACAACGACAACACUCAUGCACGCACACACAGAGUCAUUACUCACUGAGCAUGUGCGUCAGAGGGGGGAGAUAAUGGGGGAGGAGCAGAUGUGUUUCUCUCAGGUUCUGAUCUUUUAAAGGUUAGUGUUUACAAAAACACAUGCUAACUUGAGAGCGCACUCAGAUCUGAUCGACUAACUGAGAGGAUGGCGUCCGUCAAACAGAUAUAUAACAGACAGAUGGAUAAAUCCUGAUGAUAAUCCGAUUUUAAAGUCUGUAAUCUGAGGAAAAGUUUCUUCUGUUUCUGAACUCUGAAUGAAAUCUGAACACUCCGGUGUCUCAGCUGAUCUCUCAAAGGUAAACAACUUUACACAGAAUUCGUGUGUGUGUGUGUGUGUGUGUGUGUGUGUGUGUGUGUGUGUAGGAGUCGGCGGCCUUGUGGAGAUGGACGAGUUCGGGGACAGACAGAUAGACUUCGCUGUGUGGGACAUGAUGGACACGGACUCCGGAGAGUUCCAGGUAAAUCACCUGACUGAUGAUGUCAUCAUGUGACAUUACACACCUGUAGGUCAAAAAGGUGACUUCCUGUCUGCAGUGAGAAAACACCUGAAAACAACAAACACCCCUGAAUGCACCAUGUGGUGUGUUCAAGGACCCACAGACAUCAGAGCUCUGACUACAGACUGUAUUUACUCUGGACAUCUUGGUUCCUCCUUCUGCCAGUUUACGGAUUUGAAGCCGAAAAGCUCUCAGUAAUUCUGCGUUUUUUUCUCCACUUCCUGAAACCAGCAUUGCGCAGUAGUGUUGUGUGCAUUCAGCAAGAGAGUCGCUGUGAUGACACUCAGCUCAAACAGUGUAUCCCCCGGGUGAGCUACACCAUCUUUGUAUGCCCAUAGGCUGUAUCAGGUGUCAAUCAUAGAAAACAUGAACCCACUAAUAACUUUUAAAAAUGGAGCUGUACAGAAAAAAGAGGACUUGGGCACAAACCAGUCUGACAGUAACUACAUGUCAACAUCACAACCAGGGGGGAGAAACAUUUAUAUUCUGUGUCAUUAAUUAAUAAAGUUUGUCCACAGCUCCAUAAGGAGGCGGGGUUUAGGACCUAUACUGCAGCCCGUCACCAGAGGGCGCUGUUCUCGGAGUGGCUUCACCCAGCGAGGAGUUAGACAGCGUCUAUAUACAGUCUAUGGCUCUAACCAAUCAAAAGGUGGCUUCUUUAACAGAAAGUAUUGUGUGUGUGUGUGUGUGUGUGUGAAGGUUGUAGCUGUGUACAAUAGCAGUGUGAAACAGCUGGUCAUGCAGAGUGGGCAGAGCUUCCAGUGGCCAGGUGGAUCUCCACCCGUCGACAUCCCAGAGUGUGGCUUUAAGAACGACAAACCAGCCUGCCUCGCACGUACGACACACGCACGCACGCACGCACGCACGCACGCACGCACGCACACACACUUGCAGUGACCUUCCUUUCCACUCUCCAGGUACAGUGACGAUGCUUCAGAUGGUUGCCAUGGUGAUCUGCUUCUUCUUUAUCAUCAUUGUUACUGUUACAGUCUUCAUCUACAGGUGAGACACACACACACACACCCUGAAGGCCUGAAGAAAAAAAACAGAGUGUCUGUAAAUCUGGGCUGAGUCCGACCAGAACCUACAGAUACAUCCUCCCUCUGAGUCCAGAACCUUGUCCUCACACACACACACACAGGAAGCUAAAGCUGGAGAGCGAGCUGGCGGCCCAACUGUGGAGGGUUUCCUGGGAGGACAUUCAGAUGACGGACCUAGAGAAGGUUCUGAGGAGAACCUGCAGCAGACUCACCAUGUCUUUGGUAACACACACACACACACACACACACACACACACACACACACACACACAGUAACUUCAGCAGGUUCUUCUUCCUGGUCUUCUCUGCAGAAAGGAUCUAACUGUGGUUCUCUGAUGACCAUGGAGGGACACGUUCAGAUCUACACCAAAACUGGACGCUAUAAGGUCUGAGUCUGGCCCUGGUUCUGAUGUAGUCUAGUCUUGGGUCUGAUCCGGUCUCUGGUCCCUGGUCUCAGGACGAUCCAGUGACUCUAAUCUUGCCAGUUCUGUUUCUCUUAGGGGAACCUGGCGGCCAUCAAGUACAUCAACAAGAAGAAGAUCGAGCUGACCAGGAACAUCCUCUUCGAGCUCAAACAUGUAAGACCAUCUGACCUGCUGACCCACCUAACCCACCUGACCCACCUGUCCGCCAUCUCCUGUAUGCUUGAUGUAGGGGUCAGAGGUCAGCCUGUUGGAGGGUGGCGGUUUGGUCGAUCUCUAACCAGCAGCCUCUGUGUUCUUGCAGAUGCGAGAUGUUCAGAAUGAGCACCUGACCCGCUUCAUCGGCGCCUGUAUCGACCCGCAAAACAUGUGCGUCAUCACGGAGUACUGUCCCCGGGGGAGCCUGCAGGUACGAGACUCUCCCCUGAGACCGCCAUGGGCCAAGAAAGACCGCUUUAUCAGGGAGUUAGGUGCAGAUAGGGUCAGCCUCCCCCCUCAGACUCACCCCCGAUAUUCACUGCAUCCAGAACGGCUCCAAUUCAGAACAGCGGCGAUUUUCGCCGUCCGCCAAUUCCUUCCAGAUCUGUUGGUGAGGCGGAUUUCAUGGCAGAUUAUGGACAGCAGGAAUCGCAAGAAAUCCCAAGAACCCUUCCAGAGGACGAAACCUACUUCUAGAGACGUCAUUUCAUCGGGAUGAAAUGACGUCUAAAAUCCUUUCACUUGUUCGUCUGUUGGCCUGUUUGCAUGGUGUGAAAUACGAUCCGCCUGAAACACGGAAAAAAUAAUAAUAAUAAUAAUAAUAAUUUUAUUUAUAUAGCACCUUUAAAAACAGAAGUUUACAAAGUGCUUAGACAAAAGUUGUAAGCACAGAGCAUCAGCACAUUGAAAAAACACAUAAAAACAAAAGCUCAGUUAAAAACAGGCCUCUGAAUUGUAGGCCUGUUUCACUUUUCGUAAGAAACCCAGGCAAUACAAGAACCCUACAAAAUAAAUGGGACCAUGAGGACCAAAACAAAAGCAAAAAAAAAAAAAAAAAAAAGAAGGAGGGAAGAAAACAGGCUAGUAAGUAUAAAAGAGGAUAUUAAUAAUAAUAAUAAAAUCAUAAUAAAAUAAAAUGAUGGUAAUAUAAAUGAUAAAGUGGAAUUAAAUAUAUAUAUAUAAAAUAAAGGAAAAUGAAAACAUUAAAAUCAAUAAAAAGAUUAUAAGUAAAACAAAGGCUAAAAAGGCAGUAAGUCUAAAUAAGAAAGAGGUGAAAGAGGUCAAAGAAAAAGGAGAAAAAUAAAAACGGUAAAAGGCAAUAAAAGAUGAAAGAUGGCAUCACAUAAAGGCAAGUCUGUAAAAGUGAGUUUUUAAAAUUGACUUAAAAGAAGCGACUGUCUCUGCAAUAGAAAAUAGAACUCUUGCGAUCAGCUGUGGAGUCUGGUGAUCCGCAGAGGAACGGAAAGAAGCCGGUGGAAAUUGACACGUUAACUUGAAUGUUUACGAUCAGCUACGAUCGGAGACGGUCCCCCCCCCCAUGUCCCUGUCCUCUAAAAUUUCUUCUUUAUCCAUCACAUGUUCUCUUCACCGCUCACUUGAACAUACUCAUCAUCAUCUCUGUUACCUAGCAACCCCCCAGCCUGGUAUCCUAGCAGCAUGAAGACCUGUCAGCCUGCUGUAGGUGGAUGUAGGUGAAUGUAGGUGGUGUGGAGCUGUAGAUGUUUCCUCUGGAUAAGAGAACAUCAGAGAUAUCUUUAAAGCUGAGAGGAGGAGGAGGAUGGAGAAGCAGAAGGUCAUGUGUGUCAUGGAGACACAGUUACCAAAAUUAAAGCCUUAAUUAAAGAAACAAUCAGUGAUUUUCUGUGUGUUUGUUUGACUCUACUGCCCCCCCCUCCUCCCAAAGAUCAGGACUGUGGGAGUCUAACAACACAAGAGACACAUUAGUAAACGCCUCCUCUGAGUGUGUGUGUGUGUGUGUGUGUGUGUGUGUGUGUGUGUGUGUGUGUGUGUGUGUGUGUGUGUGUGUGUGUGUUCUCAGGACCUGAUGGAGAGUGACAGCAUCACUCUGGAUUGGAUGUUCAGAUAUUCUCUCAUCAAUGACAUCGUCAAGGUAACAGCCUGCUGCUCUGUGUGUGUGUGUGUGUGUGUGUGUGUUCAUGUGUUAUCAUGUAUGUUCAUGUGUGUCCAUGUCAUCCAUGUUGUUUUUUCUUGUUAAUUUCUUCUCUUUUUGCUUUUCCUCAUCAUUUGUUUGUUUGUCUAUUUGUUUGUUUAUUGUUUUUUGUUUGUUAAUUGAUCGUUGUUUUGUUUAUUGUUUAUUGAUUGAUUGUUUGUUUAUUGAUCGUUAAUGUAUAUGUGCGUCCUCAGGGCAUGUUGUUCCUCCAUAACAGCGUCAUCGUCUCUCACGGUAACCUGAAGUCGUCCAACUGUGUGGUGGACAGUCGCUUCGUCCUGAAGAUUACCGACUACGGCCUGCAGAGCCUGAGGACCAGCAGCUGCCCUGAAGACACACACGCUCACUAUGCCCGUAACACCCACACACACAUACACAUGUAUAUACACACACACACACACACACAUUAAAUUAAUAAGUCGUCUGUCUUACUACCUGUAUGCCCCUCCCACAGGUAAACUGUGGACAUCUCCGGAGCUGCUAAGGACAGACUGUCCUCCACCCUGUGGGACUCAAAAGGGAGACGUCUACAGCUUUGGAAUCAUCCUACAGGAGGUCGCUCUGCUGAGGGGGGUCUUCUACCUGGAGACACUGACCAUGAGUCCCAAAGGUUCCUGAUUGAUCUUUGACAUUAUGAUGACAAAGGUUCCUGAUUGAUCUUUGAGAUAAUAAUGACAAUGGUUCCUGAUUGAUCUUUAAGAUUAUGAUGACAAAGGUUUCUGAUUGAUCUAAUUGAUCUUUGAGAUUAUGAUGACAAAGGUUCCUGAUUUAUCUUUGAGAUUAUGAUGACAAAGGAUCCUGAUCUAUUUGAUUGAUCUUCAAGAUUAUGAUGUCAAUGGUUCCUGAUUUAUCUUUGAGAUAAUGAUGUCAAAGGUUGCUUAUUGAUCUGAUUGAUCUUUAUGAUUAUGAUGAGAAAGGUUCCUGAUUGAUCUUUGAGAUUAUGAUGACAAAGGUUCCUGAUUGAUCUUUAAGAUUAUGAUGACAAAGGUUCCUGAUUGAUCUUUGAGAUUAUGAUGUCAGACGGUUCCCAAUUGAUCUUUAAGAUAAUGAUGACAAAGUUUCCUGAUUUAUCUUUAAGAGUAUGAUGACAAAGGUUCCUGAUUGAUUUAUCUUUGAGAUUAUGAUGACAACAUGAACACAAACAUGACGAACAGUCAGAGAAUUGAGCCAUGUAACCCGUUUUUCACCGUCUGUCUGAUUAACAUUAAGAAUCUCACAAACUGAUCCUCAGUGUGACAGGGACCUCUGCUGGUCACAACCCUUAACUGCAGCCUGUUUAGAGGCCUCAGUCUAGGAACACACACGCACACGCGCACACGCACACACACACACACACACACGCUCAGUUUUUCUCCUGUUUUUGUAAACAAACGGGUCUGAGGUCAGCAGGACUUAAACUGAUCACAGUUACAAACACUGACUGGAACACGGUACUGCUGUGUACUGCAGUACCAGUACACACUGUUACAUGUACUAUUUCACACUGCAGUACCAGUUCACACUGGAACAUGUAAUAUUACACAGUGCAGUACCAGUACACACUGUAAAAUGUACUAUUACACUUUGCAGUACCAGUACGUAUUGUAACAUCAUUAACUUUUGUCCUUAUGUCCUUAUAUAUAAUCAUGUCCUCAUAUAUUAUCAUGUCCUCAUUCAUUAUCAUGUCCUCAUAUAUUAUCAUGUCCUCAUACAUUAUCAUGUCCUCAUUCAUUAUCAUGUCCUCAUUCAUUAUCAUGUCCUCAUAUAUUAUCAUGUCCUCAUUCAUUAUCAUGUCCUCAUUCAUUAUCAUGUCCUCAUAUAUUAUCAUGUCCUCAUUCAUUAUCAUGUCCUCAUUCAUUAUCAUGUCCUCAUAUAUUAUCAUGUCCUUAUAUAUAAUCAUGUCCUCAUAUAUUAUCAUGUCCUCAUUCAUUAUCAUGUCCUCAUAUAUUAUCAUGUCCUCAUAUAUUAUCAUGUCCUCAUUCAUUAUCAUGUCCUCAUAUAUUAUCAUGUCCUCAUACAUUAUCAUGUCCUCAUACAUUAUCAUGUCCUUCUACAGUCUGGUUGUUUAAUGCAUCCUCGUGUCUCAAUGUAUUAUGUGUCUCCAUUUAUCAUGUGAUCAACCCACAUCCUCAAGGAUCCUCAUGGAUUCUCAUGAAUCCUUAUGGAUCCACGUGGGUUCUCAUUCAUUCUCAUGGAUCCUCAUGGAUUCUCAUUCAUCAUCAUGAAUUCUCAUGGAUCCUCAUGGAUACUCAUGUCCUCAUUCAUCAUACUGACUUCUUGCUUCCUUCUGUCCCUCUGCAUCCCUUUAUAUCCUUUAUCCUCGUACAUCUUUUUCUUCUCAUGACAGUUUUUUUUCUUAUACAGCUGCUUCUCCUCGCUUCCACAGAGAUCAUCCAGGCGGUGCAGCAGGGUGGAGCCCCCCCCUUGCGUCCGUCCCUCUGCCUCCACAGUCACAGCGAGGAGCUCAGUGUCCUGAUGCAGCGCUGCUGGAGCGAAGAGCCAAAUGAGAGACCGGACUUUAACACCAUCAAGAUCCUGCUGAGGAAACAGCACAGGUGUGUGUGUGUGUGUGUGUGUGUGUGUGUGUGUGUGUGUGUGUGUGUGUGUGUGUGUGUGUGUGUGUGUGUGCUUUGGUUUAUUAGUGUCUUAUCACACAGAUUGUUCAGAGGAGGUCAAUGAGAUUCUUUAGAUCGUAUACUCUUUGAGGUCCAUAAGGGGGCGACUCCACCGGUUUACAGUUUUUCUCAGUCGCUUUGGUACAUUUCUCGAAUCAUCCUCGACAUUUGCAAAACAGUAAGUCCUUUUCUCAAAACAAUUUUUACAAAUAGCAAAACACCAUGAAUUAGCUGCAAAAGCCAGUCUCUUGCUCAAAAUCCUUAGUACAUCUCUCAAAAGUAAAUAUCUGUGUCAAUGAACAUGUCAGUGCCAUCAGAAUGACAAGUCCUUGUGUCGUUGUGUACGGAUAAGACAGUCAAAUUGCUUAGUCAUGUUGUCAGUAUAACAGUGUACUCUGGAGGGAUGUUCUGAUGUAAACUAUGGCUAAAGUUUUGAUGACAAUCAUUGUAAAUUGUAAGUUACACCUCAGUGUAUGUGGGAGAUUGACUGAAAGAGACUGUAAUUUGAUGACAGACCAUGUCAUUGCGAUACAGAAAAGAAAAAGACAGCACUGCAGAGCACAAUAAAAAAAAACAAAAAAACAAAAGUAGAAAUGUGAACAUAGGACAAUUUACUUAGGGAAAACUGGAAAUGCAGUGCUGUAGGAAUUACAGUACAGUCUUCCUACACCUCCUGAUGUUCCUGUCUGUUGGGCCACAAAUUCUUAUCCACAAAAUGUCACUGUAUAUACUAUACUUACUGUAUAUUGUAAAAUGAAAGUCGAAUACUGCAAUAUUGUAUGAAGCAUUACAGAAAGUAUACAGUAUUACAGUACAGUGCCUAUUGUUAGAUUACAAACCUGUUCUGUCAACGAAAAGUCUGAAUGAUUGAGGACACAGUUGUUCUCCCAACAUUCGGCUGCACCCUUCGGCCAGCCUCAGCCAUUGUAAGCCCAUGAUUGAGAACGUGGUCUACAAGUGUAGCUCUUAUCUCAUCAGGAACGUGCAUAUGUCCUCUGCCUCUUCUGCCUCUUCCUCUGUUUUGCCUCCCAACUCCUCCGCCACGCAGCCUCACUCCUCUUCCUCUUCUUCUCUCUGGCUGUUGACCCUUAUCCAAUUCCUUGUCCUUCCAUUGUCAGACAUUGUAACAUUGUGUUGUGCUCCGGCAAUAUAUAUACUUGCCAGUUGAUGGUUCAUGGGAUGCACCUUUGAGCUGUUUCAGAAAAGUGGUUGAUCAUUGGUUGAUCUAAUGCUUCACACAUUUCCCACCGUUAGAGAAAGUCAAGAUUCACCUGGGAAUCCAAUUUACCAAUUCAGGACAGAUUCAGAAACGUCUCAUGGAAAUGUAUAGAAAUAUGCUUGACAUAUUAUGACAGCUUGUUCAACCAUUUUGCGUGUGAAGACUUAUGCGAUGAACUAAUGCCUAAAUGUUGUGGGGGGUGAGACUAUUCAACAGAGACCCAUUAUAAUACAUUUUGAUCAACAUGACAUAAGCAAUUGAUAAUGUAGAAAACAGCAGAAAAUUGUACAUAAUCAUUUGCAUGGCUGUACCAAAGCAUUUGCAAGUUGGUCAAAGAAAUGAGAAACUGCUUUUUUGAUGUGCACAAGUGGCACAAUGAUGUGAAGAUUGAACACGUAGUUUUGAGAAUUUCAAUUCUGAUCUGAGAAAUGUACCAAAGCGACUGAGAAAAACUGUAAAACCCCCCUGUCCUCCUGUCUGUGUCUCUGUGUGUCUGUCUGUGUCUGUGUCCUCCUGUCUGUGUCUGUCUGUGUCCGUCCUUCAGGGGUUACGGUUCGAACAUCCUGGACAACCUUCUGUCUCGUAUGGAGCAGUACGCCAACAACCUGGAGGAGCUGGUGGAGGAACGGACUCAAGCGUAUCAUGAGGAGAAACGCAAGGCUGAGGCUCUGCUCUACCAGAUACUGCCACAGUAAGAGUACUACCACAGGGUACUACAUCAUACUACCACAGUAAGAGUACUACCACAGGGUACUACAACACAUUACCACAGUAAGAGUACUACCACAGGGUACUACAACACAUUACCACAGUAAGAGUACUACCACAGGGUACUACAACACAUUACCACAGUAAGAGUACUACCACAGGGUACUACAACAUACUACCUCAGUCAGAAUACUACCACAGGGUACUACAUCAUACCACCACAGUAAGAGUACUACCACAGGGUACUACAACAUACUACCACAGUAAGAGUACUACCACAGGGUACUACAACACAUUACCACAGUAAGAGUACUACCACAGGGUACUACAACACAUUACCACAGUAAGAGUACUACCACAGGGUACUACAACAUACUACCACAGUAAGAGUACUACCACAGGGUACUACAAAUACUACCACAGUAAGAGUACUACCACAGGGUACUACAACAUACUGCCACAGUAAGAGUACUACCACAGGGUACUACAUCAUACCACCACAAGGUUCUACAAAACUACUACACCACAGGGUACUACAUCAUACUACCACAGGAAGAAUACACCACAGGGUACUACAACAUACUACCACAGUAAGAGUACUACCACAGGGUACUACAACAUACUACCACAGUAAGAGUACUACCACAGGGUACUACAAAUACUACCACAGUAAGAGUACUACCACAGGGUACUACAUCAUACUACCACAGAGUACUACCACAGGGUACUACAAAUACUACCACAGUAAGAGUACUACCACAGGGUACUACAAAUACUACCACAGUAAGAGUACUACCACAGGGUACUACAACAUACUACCACAGUAAGAGUACUACCACAGGGUACUACAACACAUUACCACAGUAAGAGUACUACCACAGGGUACUACAACAUACUACCACAGUAAGAGUACUACCACAGGGUACUACAUCAUAGUACCACAGAGUACUACCACAGGGUACUACAAAUACUACCACAGUAAGAGUACUACCACAGGGUACUACAAAUACUACCACAGUAAGAGUACUACCACAGGGUACUACAACAUACUACCACAGUAAGAGUACUCCCACAGGGUACUACAACACAUUACCACAGUAAGAGUACUACCACAGGGUACUACAUCAUACCACCACAAGGUUCUACAAAUACUAAAACAGGGUAAUACAACAUACUACCUCAGUCAGAAUACACCGGGUACUCCAAAUAAUACCACAGAAAGAAUACAAUGGGUACUACAAAUACUACCACAGUAAGAGUACUACCACAGGGUACUACAACAUACUACCACAGUAAGAGUACUACCACAGGGUACUACAACAUACUACCACAGGGUACUACAAAUAGUACCACGGGGUACUACAACAUACUACCACAGGGUACUACAAAUAGUACCACGGGGUACUACAACAUACUACCACAGGGUACUACAAAUAGUACCACGGGGUACUACAAAUACUACCACAGAGUACUACCACAGGGUACUACAAAUACUAUCACAGGGUGCGCCAAAUACUACCACAGUGAGAAUAUACUGGGUACUACAAAUACUGCCACAGAAGGAAUACACCACAGGAUACUACAAAUACUACCACAGGGUACUACAAAUACUACCACAGUAAGAAUACACCGGGGACUACAAAUACUAUCACAGUGAGAAUACACCACAGCGUGCUACAAAUACUUCAAUGGCAAGAAUACUCACUACAGUACUUUGUUGGACCCUUUUACAGGACCUGUGGGUCAUUCCAUGUCAAUUCAACCAAGAAUCUCCACUCACCUCACAGAUUUUGAUGAAAUUUGGUGGAGUGAUUGGCCUUCAGGAGAAACUGUCAGAGCUCAAAUAUUUUUGUUCAAAGCCGUCUAAUUAGUGGAAGCGUGGGGUGCAAUUUCUCCAGAUUGCCUCAACAAAUUAACAGCUAGAAUGCCAAAGGUCUGCAAUGCUGUAAUUGCUGCAAAUGGAGGAUUCUUUGACGAAAGCAAAGUUUGAUGUAAAAAAUUUUUUAUUUCAAAUCCAAAUCAUUAUUUCUAACCUUGUCAAUGUCUUGACUCUAUUUUCUAUUCAUUUCACAACAUAUGGUGGUGAAUAAGUGUGACUUUUCAUGGAAAACACAAAAUUGUUUGGGUGACCCCAAACUUUUGAACGGUAGUGUAUGUAGAAGUUAUCUGUCAACCCUAGGAUCCAGGACAUGCAGGUAUGUCCAAAUGAUUCUCCCAUGAAGCUAAGAUCAUUCUUAUUCUGGAUAUAGGUGCAAAUAGAAAUGAAAUGCGAUGAAAAACUGAGCAAAAAUAAGCUAUUCUAGCUAUUUUUCAUAUAAAUAUGGGAUAACAUACAAAUGAAAAAACUCAAAAAAAGCAUUUUGCACUAUGAGGAAGUAAUAUUUUACACAAGCAGGCAAGUGGGGCUGACUCCAGAUGAGGUCAGGACUGUAUAAUGUGCCAAAUAUGGCGAUUUUCCACCUAACUUACCACACAUUUUGACUGAUUACUCAAAAAGUUAUGGAAUGCCCAUCCUGAAACUUGCAAAGAUGCUAGUGGACAUGAAAGUCUUUCUUUAGUGUGAAUAUGAAGAAAAUUGAAGGACGCACGUUUUCUGCUAUUUCCAAUUUAAGUUUUUGGUCUUUUAUAAUUUUUUCUGGUCCAAUUUGGGGAAAAAAUGUUAUGAAUAGAAAGAUAGAACUUGAAGAGAGCUUUAAAAUGACACCUGAAUCAGCUCUCUAGGUACCAUACUUCCAGAGAUAUGAACACUUUUGUAACGCAUGUCAGGCUAGUUAGCCAAAAAUUCAUUAGCCCCUGUCUCACUAAUUAGACGGCUUUGAACAAAAAUAUUUGAGCUCUGACAGUUUCUCCUGAAGGCCAAUCACUCCACCAAAUUUCAUCAAAAUCUGUGACGUGAGUGGAGAUUCUUGGUUGAAUUGACAUGGAAUGACCCCUGUUUCAGAUAAAGGCCUGGUCCCUGGGGCAGAGAAGGAAAAUAGAAGCUCCGCCUAUAUUAGAGGGUUUACGGUAUUUUACAUUUUUCUGAGUGUGUGUGUGUGUGUGUGUGUGCAUGCGUGUAGCUCUGUGGCUGAACAGCUGAAGCGUGGUGAGAUGGUUCAGGCUGAAGCUUUCGACUCUGUCACGAUCUACUUCAGUGACAUCGUGGGCUUCACCGCCCUAUCAGCUGAGAGCACACCGCUGCAGGUCAGGGCCUGAUGAUUCUCUCCCCUUUGUUAUGGUUCACCCUCUAUCAGGUGUUUGUCUGUUUGUCCCUUAAAUCUGAAAUGAUGAUCUUUGAUUUUCAGGUUGUGACUCUGCUGAACGACCUGUACACCUGUUUCGACGCCAUCAUCGAUAACUUUGACGUUUACAAGGUAAAGACCUGCUCAGCUCUCAGCAUCAGGGGCUCCUGCCAAAGUUCCUGAUGGUUCCUGGUACUCUGCAGCACACGUGUGUGCCGUUUGUGGUCGUUGGUGUUUCAGUCACGUUGACUCACUGCUGCCCUCAGGUGGAGACCAUCGGUGACGCAUACAUGGUGGUUUCAGGGCUGCCGGUGAGAAACGGCAAGCUGCACGGUCGGGAGGUCGCCCGUAUGUCGCUCGCCCUGCUCGACGCCGUCAAGAGUUUCAAGAUCCGACACCGAGCCAAUCAGCAGCUGAAGCUCCGCAUCGGCAUACACAGCGGUCAGUGUGCACAUGUCUGUGUGUGUGUGUUUAUCAAAUAUUUAAUAAAUCAUCAUUACAAAAAUGCUUUUGUGUGUGUGUGUGUGUGUGUGUGUGUGUGUGUGUGUGUGUGUGUGUGUGUGUAGGUCCUGUUUGUGCAGGUGUGGUGGGGCUGAAGAUGCCCAGGUACUGUUUGUUUGGAGACACUGUGAACACAGCGUCACGCAUGGAGUCCAAUGGAGAGGGUAACACACACACACACACACACACACACACACACACACACACACACACACACCUAUCAGCAGUGUUGGGAAAGUUCAAAGUUCAGUUCACACAUUCUAAAAUGAACUUGUUCAGUUCAAUUCCACAUUUUCAUGGUUCCCAAAAAUGAACUAAUUUAGUUUUUUUUUUCUCCAAUACUUUGCUGUAGCUUUUAUUUGUCCAGAUUUUUUACGGAGCCCGUAUAGAACCACAGACAGCAAUUAUUUUAGCUGUUUUAACACUGAAACGAUGUCAAAUUAAUCUUCAUAUCCAUUUUUUAAAUCCUAAUCCAACCAGGUUUACAAUAGAGAGGACAGCCCUCAGAAUAGUGGCGUUUCCCUGAUGUUUAGUUCAGUCCUCACUAGUAGGAACGUUCAUCUCUAGAGUAUAUUUUCAUAAACAUGAGGAAAACCUGCUGCUUGAAUGGUUUUUAGACUCUUUUAGGAUUACAACAACAGGACUGUUGUCCUUCAGUUUAUUUUUAUAUUUCUAUACUUUUCCAAACCAACCUGAAAACAAUUAACAUCAAAUUCCAUUUCAGUCAGACUAAAGGUCCCUACCAUAGACUGUAGAUACUAUGGACAACUUGGUUCCGCCUACCGCCUGUAAACGGAUUUGAAGCCAAAAAGCUCUCGGUAUUUCCGUGAUUUUUCUUCAUUUCCUGAAACCAGCGCUGCGCAGUAGCGAUGCACGCAUUCGGCCGCACAGUCGCCGAGAGUCGCUGUGAUGACGCUCGGCUCAAACAGCGUAUCCUCCCGGGUGAGCUACGCAAUCCCUGAACGCUCAUAGGCUGUAUUAGGUGUCAAUCAUAGCAAACAUGAACCCCCUAAUGACUUUUAAAAAUGGAGCUGUAUAGAAAAAAGAGGACUUGAGCACAAACCAGUCUGACAAUAACUACAUGUCAACAUCACAAGCCGGGGGGAGAAAAAUGUAUGUUCUGUGUAAUAAAUUUCUGAAGUUUGUCCACAGCUCCAUAAGCUUUGCUGGUGGAGGCAGGAUUUAUGACCUAUACUGCAGCCCGUCAACAGAGGGUGCUGUUCUCAGAGUGGCUUCACCCAGCAAGGAGGCAGACGCUGUCCAUUCUAAAUACAAUCUAUGGUCCCUACACACCAGGAACGACGCAAAUAUAUGACGUGAAAUUCCGAAAUAUUCAGAGCCGAAUUUUGCCGUGGCUGACUACGCACAUCAAGCCCGAUGCGAUUUUGCAUCUUCCCGGGAGGAAAAAAGACGCGUCCCGGGUGGAAGCGAGAAGACUGACACAACAGCAGACUGAGUGUUUUUCAGUUCUGAUUAGACUCUAGUGUUAAGAUGUCUGUCUGUCAUGAAAGCAUAUACUGAGUCAGGGCCAGUACCAGAUAAGAACAUUAAACUAUAAUCCAUAAACGUAAGGUAACAACAAAGACCUAAUGGUGCUGUGACAGCAACGCUGUGAUUGAGUUUGAGACAGAGAAAAUACAUAUGGUAUGUUGUAUCUGAACAGGUUAGCUUACGAGCUAAAGUUACUUAGCACAGAUGAAAGUUAAACAGACAUUUAUCAAACUGUUAAAGCACACAAACCAUCGUCAUAUGAGAAAUCUGACGCUAUGACUCUCCACAAGUUGUCCUUCAGGUCGUUAUCUUUGUAAUAUUUGUGUUUUUUAUCAUAAAGCAUGUAAAUAAUCAGCCGGUCGGCCAUGUUGGAUAUACCGGUGAAUCUGAUGUCGCAACAACACGAAAUCUGAUUGGUCAGAAGUGGACACACAGUAUGUGAAACUUUAGAAAAAUUGACCGUGAUCCGAAAAAAAAAUGCUGCAAUAUCGCAGGACGGGAAAACGUAGCUGAUGUGAACGCUUGUAUUGACAGGAUACAGGGUCAAAAACAAUACUGACGCCGGAAAUAAUCGCAGGAAAAAAACACUCCCAGUGUGAAAGGACCUUUAAAAUGAACCAGAACAAAUACUGAAAACAACAAUAACAAUAACAAUAACAAUAAAUACUCACACGAGUCUGUGUGCUGCUCCCUCGUCCAUCAUAUACACUGAAGUCGUGACGACUGACAUAUUUACUGACUGACAGACAGGCUGCUUGAGGUUACCUGAUUGGGUGGCUUUCCUCUAAAUAUUACGGCCUGUUUACGGUGUUUUAGCCUGAAAGGCUCUGGACAUCUGACACACUUGUGAACGGAGUUUAGAACGCUGCUCACAGAUGCCUGAAUAAACGCGUUCAACACCAACGCGUUCAUACGUAAAUAAAGAAUGAUACGUUCAUGUUUGCCUGAAAUGUGAACAAGUCGGUCGGGAACAAAACUGUCUAUCAGUCUGUGUUGUUCUCUUGUUGUUCUCUUGUUGUUCUCUUGUUGUUCUUUGUUGUUCUCUGAAGUUCUCUGUUGUUCUCUUGUUGUUCUCUGUUGUUCUCUUGUUGUUCUCUUGUUGUUCUCUUGUUGUUCUCUGUUGUUCUCUUGUUGUUCUCUGUUGUUCUCUGUUGUUCUCUUGUUGUUCUCUGUUGUUCUCUUGUUGUUCUCUUGUUGUUCUCUGUUGUUCUCUUGUUGUUCUCUGUUGUUCUCUGUUGUUCUCUUGUUGUUCUCUGUUGUUCUCUGUUGUUCUCUUGUUGUUCUCUUGUUGUUCUCUGUUGUUCUCUGUUGUUCUCUUGUUGUUCUCUGUUGUUCUCUUGUUGUUCUCUGUUGUUCUCUGUUGUUCUCUUGUUGUUCUCUGUUGUUCUCUGUUGUUCUCUUGUUGUUCUCUGUUGUUCUCUUGUUGUUCUCUUGUUGUUCUCUGUUGUUCUCUUGUUGUUCUCUUGUUGUUCUCUUGUUGUUCUCUUGUUGUUCUCUGUUGUUCUCUUGUUGUUCUCUGUUGUUCUCUGUUGUUCUCUGUUGUUCUCUGUUGUUCUCUGUUGUUCUCUUGUUGUUCUCUUGUUGUUCUCUGUUGUUCUCUUGUUGUUCUCUUGUUGUUCUCUGAAGUUCUCUGUUGUUCUCUUGUUGUUCUCUGUUGUUCUCUUGUUGUUCUCUUGUUGUUCUCUUGUUGUUCUCUUGUUGUUCUCUGUUGUUCUCUGUUGUUCUCUUGUUGUUCUCUGAAGUUCUCUGUUGUUCUCUUGUUGUUCUCUUGUUGUUCUCUGUUGUUCUCUUGUUGUUCUCUGUUGUUCUCUUGUUGUUCUCUGAAGUUCUCUGUUGUUCUCUUGUUGUUCUCUUGUUGUUCUCUUGUUGUUCUCUGUUGUUCUCUGUUGUUCUCUUGUUGUUCUCUGUUGUUCUCUUGUUGUUCUCUUGUUGUUCUCUUGUUGUUCUCUUGUUGUUCUCUGUUGUUCUCUUGUUGUUCUCUUGUUGUUCUCUUGUUGUUCUCUUGUUGUUCUCUUGUUGUUCUCUGUUGUUCUCUUGUUGUUCUCUGAAGUUCUCUGUUGUUCUCUUGUUGUUCUCUUGUUGUUCUCUGUUGUUCUCUUGUUGUUCGCUGAUGUUCUCUUGUUGUUCUCUGAAGUUCUCUGUUGUUCUCUUGUUGUUCUCUGAAGUUCUCUGAAGUUCUCUGUUGUUCUCUGUUGUUCUCUGUUGUUCUCUUGUUGUUCUCUUGUUGUUCUCUGAAGUUCUCUGUUGUUCUCUGUUGUUCUCUUGUUGUUCUCUGUUGUUCUCUUGUUGUUCGCUGAUGUUCUCUUGUUGUUCUCUGAAGUUCUCUGUUGUUCUCUUGUUGUUCUCUGAAGUUCUCUGAAGUUCUCAUGUUGUUCUCUGUUGUUCUCUGUUGUUCUCUGUUGUUCUCUGAAGUUCUCUGUUGUUCUCUUGUUGUUCUCUGUUGUUCUCUGAAGUUCUCUGUUGUUCUCUGUUGUUCUCUUGUUGUUCUCUGUUGUUCUCUUGUUGUUCUCUUGUUGUUCUCUGUUGUUCUCUUGUUGUUCUCUGAAGUUCUCUUGUUGUUCUCUUGUUGUUCUCUGUUGUUCUCUGUUGUUCUCUGUUGUUCUCUUGUUGUUCUCUGAAGUUCUCUGUUGUUCUCUGUUGCUCUCUGUUGUUCUCUUGUUGUUCUCUUGUUGUUCUCUUGUUGUUUGCUGAUGUUGUUCUCUUGUUGUUCUCUUGUUGUUCUCUGUUGUUCUCUUGUUGUUCUCUGUUGUUCUCUUGUUGUUCUCUGUUGUUCUCUUGUUGUUCUCUGUUGUUCUCUGUUGUUCUCUGUUGUUCUCUGUUGUUCUCUUGUUGUUCUCUUGUUGUUCUAUGUUGUUCUAUGUUGUUCUCUGUUGUUCUCUGUUGUUCUCUUGUUGUUCUCUGUUGUUCUCUGUUGUUCUCUUGUUGUUCUCUUGUUGUUCUCUUGUUGUUCUCUGAAGUUCUCUGUUGUUCUCUGAAGUUCUCUGUUGUUCUCUUGUUGUUCUCUUGUUGUUCUCUGUUGUUCUCUUGUUGUUUGCUGAUGUUGUCCUGUUCUUUUUCGUUCAUUUCUUGUUGGUUCCCAUUAUUUCCUCCAUUUUUGGUAGCUCCCUAUCAGCUUUGUAUACUUUCCUGUUGUCCACUGUGGUUGAGUGUGUAUUUCUGUUAUUCCGUUUCCUUCCAUGAUGCUCUUUGCUCACGUGUCUCGUGUUCUCCUCCAGCUCUAAAGAUCCACGUGUCUGAAGUGACCAGAGACGUUCUGCAGGAGUUCGCCUCCUUCAGGCUACAGCUCAGAGGAGAGAUCAAAGUAAAGGGGAAGGGACAACUGAGGACAUACUGGCUCCUGGGAGAGGACACACACUAA
Molecule: messenger RNA, 44052 nt
Organism: Xyrichtys novacula (pearly razorfish)
Lineage: Eukaryota; Metazoa; Chordata; Actinopteri; Labriformes; Labridae
Source: the annotation of a GenBank genome assembly